CAAUCUGCGCAUCGGGCCGGUCUCAGGAGCUUCAUCCGCUACGGCUGGCGCUGGAGCUGGAGAGUCGCUGUUUUUGUGACAAUAUUCAACAUGGUGAGCACCGGCCUGUCCGUGUACCGCAACAAAACCACCAUCAGUAACUUUGCUUCGGCAGGAGGUGAGGCUGCUACNNNUUUCAGAAUGCGCUUGGGCCUGCAGGGACUGGCGGGAGGCGUCGUGUUCGGCACGGUGUUUGGGAUCCCUGCCGGGGGCCUGUUGAUGAUAAUGCAGAAACUUAGCGGUGAGACCUUGCAGGAGAAGAGGAAUCGCGAGCGCAGGGAGCUGUAUGAGCAGAAGUUAGCAGAGUGGCAAUCCAGGCUCACCAUGACUGAAUUAUUAGGCCAAACGGAAAGCAACGUCCAGGAAGGACCAGAGAUGGUGAGAGAAGGAGAAUCGAGGAGCUACUGA
This is a messenger RNA of Antrostomus carolinensis (chuck-will's-widow), 447 nucleotides long. RefSeq names its product translocase of inner mitochondrial membrane domain containing 1 (gene TIMMDC1). The transcript has 5 exons. The record is from RefSeq and is a predicted model, not a curated record. Lineage: Eukaryota; Metazoa; Chordata; Aves; Caprimulgiformes; Caprimulgidae. Gene Ontology annotation, biological process: mitochondrial respiratory chain complex I assembly. The annotation marks the transcript as partial. Gene Ontology annotation, cellular component: mitochondrion.